AUGGCUGCAGGGACAAAGAGGGGGCAUGAUAGCGGUCGUGCUGCUUCUGUCAGAGACAGGAAUGCCAAGCGUGGAAGGACUGAAUUGAGAACGGUGACUAGAACUGCUCAAAGACCAAGAAAAGGUGAAUCAAAAGAGAGUCAUCUGAUUCAGACAACCGAGGAUAGAGAUGCCUCACAGGACAUUGAUCAUAGCGAGGAAGAGGAGGAGGAAUCUGGCGAGGAAGAUCUUAGUGGAAAAUCAUACUCCGCGUUGUUGACUCUACUAAAGUCAAACGACAAGGCAAAAUCUGAGCUGGAGGAAAAGCCAGAGACCAUUCAGCAAGACCAACACGAACAACAUCCAAACACAGAAGAUGAUGACGAACUUGCUGGUGAAAACUUUGACGAAGACCAAGUGGAGUCGGAGAAUGAAUCGGAGAAUGAAUUGGAGAAUGACGAAGAAGACUUGCCAGAUGAGGUGGCGACUGACCCUUUCGAAGUUCACUUUAAUCAACCAAGCGAUGAGUAUUUAGAGAAGGAAGAGAAGUUGGUGUUGAUAGAACACAACAAGUGGACUGCUCUGUCGAAAGAGACGUACAAUGACUUGUCAUUGAGCUCAACUACAUUAUCUCCACCCGGUGAAGGCAUCACACAUGUAAAAUUCAAACAUCCAACCAGCAUUGAAGAUUUCAAGUCAUUAAAAAUGAGAGUCUUGGAUGCAUACACAAGUGAGUAUGGAAAUGAUCUCACCACGUUAGAUUCGGUACUUUUGCAGCCGAUUUUAAACUACGAAGACGUCAACUAUCAGUACAAGACGUAUACAAACAAAUCAUACAGAAAGCUCUAUGCCAUGCACGCGUUGAAUCACAUCUACAAAACCAGAGAUCGGAUUAUUAAAAACACAGCCAAAUUGCACCAAGCCCAAGAAAACAACCAAGAUUUAGAAUUGAGAGACCAAGGUUUUACACGUCCAAAAAUAUUGAUUCUUUUACCAUCGAGAGAGUCAUGUCACACUUUGGUUGAAUUGUUGAUCAAGUUGUCAGGUACUACACAACAGGAAAACAAAAAAAGAUUCACUGCUCAAUUUCAUGCCAAAGAUGUUCCUAGAAAUAACAAACCACAAGAUUUCCAAGACGCAUUCAAGGGGAACAAUAACGAUUACUUUUGCAUUGGGUUGAAAUUGACCCGUAAGUCUUUGAAAUUGUACUCCUCUUUUUAUUCAUCGGAUAUCGUCAUUGCCUCGCCACUUGGGUUGUCGAUGAUAUUGGAAAAUCCGGACAAGAAGAAGCGUCAAUACGACUUCAUCUCAUCGAUAGAGGUGUUGAUUGUUGAUAGAGCCAACCAAAUUGAGAUGCAAAACUGGGAUCAUGUAAAUACAAUCAUGAGGUAUAUUAACAAAGUUCCCAAAGAUUUCCAUGAUGCUGAUUUUAGCAGAAUCAGAAUGUGGAGUAUCAACGAUCAAGCAAAGCUUUUGAGACAAACGUUGGUGUUUUGUGAGUACUUGACUCCAUCUAUCAACAACCUUGUAUCAUCAAAAUCUUUCAACCUACUGGGCAAGACUAAAUUUAAGCCGAUUAUAACUUCUGAAACAAGCAUCAUGAACUCCAUUGGUAUCAAAAUCAAACAGGUAUUUCAAAGAUUUCCAAGUGAAUCUCCAACCUCUGACCCAGAUAGUAGAUUCAAGUUUUUCAUCAAUGCAAUACUUCCCAACUUGUUGAAAACUACGUCUUAUGAAGAUGGUAUCAUGAUCUAUAUACCGUCCUACUUUGACUACCUUCGUAUCAAAGACUACUUCAAAACAUCAACAAAGUUCAAUUUUGGGGCUAUUGAUGAGUACAGUUCUCAAUCCAGAUUGACAAGAACCAGACACGAAUUUGCCAAUAGCAAAAUCAAAAUCAUGUUGUACACAGAGAGAUUACAUUAUUUCAGAAGAUAUGAAAUCGGUGGAGUUAAAAAUAUAAUCAUGUAUGCACCACCAACAAAUCCUAUAUUCUAUAAAGAAUUGAUUCGGUUCAUCGCCAAGUCAGUAUUCAAAGACGAAUGUGAUUUGAAUUUGGUCACUGUCAAGAUCCUCUAUUCGAAAUGGGACGCAACUGCCUUGGAUCGGAUUGUGGGUAAUGAACGUGCACCAAUUCUUUGUCAUUCAAGAAAUGAAAUGUAUGAGUUUAGAUAA
Messenger RNA from Lodderomyces theae, 2154 nucleotides. Its product is annotated as rRNA-binding ribosome biosynthesis protein. NCBI's taxonomy places the organism in Eukaryota, Fungi, Ascomycota, Pichiomycetes, Serinales, Debaryomycetaceae. Gene Ontology annotation, cellular component: nucleolus; small-subunit processome. Bases 1 to 2154 code for a protein of 717 amino acids. The record is from RefSeq and is a predicted model, not a curated record. Gene Ontology annotation, biological process: maturation of SSU-rRNA from tricistronic rRNA transcript (SSU-rRNA, 5.8S rRNA, LSU-rRNA). The transcript has a single exon. Gene Ontology annotation, molecular function: rRNA binding; U3 snoRNA binding.